AUGACCGUCUUCUACCCCGACAACGUCCCCCGCGCGGACCGCCUCCAGCAGCUGAUCAACAACAUCGGCGUGCUGCAGACCGACAUCUCUCAGGAGAAGGCGCGCAUGGACGAGCUCGACGAGAAGUCGCAGACGAUCCUCAACGCGCUGCUCAAGGAGGGCAAGAUCAAGACCCUCGCCGCGCUCAAGAACGAGGCGAUGAGCAAGCUGACUGAUGAGCAGAAGCACGAGUUUGAGGCUUUGAUUUCGUCUACGAAAGAAGUGGCUAAAAUCACGGAGACGAUGCUCUGGAUCGGUCUCCUCCUCGGAGGUGGCAAGCUCGUAUCCCUCGGAAGCAAGGCGAUUAUGGCGCUCGUGCGCGGCAUCGCCGCCAUACAAGCCGUUCGCGCCAUCGUCACCGCGUUCGUCGAGGCGAUUCCCGGUCUGGCGCGUGGCGCAGCUGCCGUUGGAGAAGCCGUCGCAAACGCCGCCGCUCGGGCUCGAGCCAUCGCGCAGACCGGGAAAGAAGCGGCUGGCCUCGUAGGUCAGGAAAGCAAAGUUGCGCGCUUGUUCAAGUUCCUGGGCAAGAUCGGAAAAUGGCUUUCGUGGUUUGGCGUCGUACUCGUGGGCGUCGCGCCGCUGAUCGAGGUCAUCGUCGGUGGACAACAGAAGGACAAGCUUAUUGAAGGCAUCCACGAGACUCAGGUUGUCCGCCUGGUCAUCGACGCGAUCAAGCAGCAGGCGCGACACGUCACCGAGCAGAUGAGCACGAGCACGACGUAUCUCAACCUCCUCAACAAGGGCCAGACCGGCGCCGCCUCCGCCAUUGCUGAAGAUAUGAUCGACACGAUAAAGGAGGAAGACUCUAAGAUUAACCUCAACAAGCUCGAGGCCGAUCUUCGCGACGCAGAUAACUCGACGGUGAACAAGUACUUCAAGGAUGAUUGGGACGUGGCUACUGUGGUUGAGAAGGCCGAGAAGGAGCGCGAAAAGGAUGCUGCAGCUACCGCGCUGACGAAGAAGGAGAAGUGA
Molecule: messenger RNA, 1011 nt
Organism: Punctularia strigosozonata HHB-11173 SS5
Lineage: Eukaryota; Fungi; Basidiomycota; Agaricomycetes; Corticiales; Punctulariaceae
Exons: 10
Coding region: 1-1011 (336 amino acids)
Source: RefSeq, a predicted model, not a curated record